Paramecium sonneborni is the source of this 1824-nucleotide messenger RNA. Lineage: Eukaryota; Ciliophora; Oligohymenophorea; Peniculida; Parameciidae. The record is from the annotation of a GenBank genome assembly.
CAUUAAAAUAAAAAUUCAUUUAUUAAUGUUCCCAAAUAUUUCUGUCUUAAAUGAAGAAUAUGAUAUAGAUCAACCUCGUUUGGUUGCUUCAUCUUAUUCAGAUAUUAAAAAAUUACUUUCACCUCCUACAACUAAGAUUAAAUCUGAGAUUAAUGUUGAAAGAAAUAAGACUAAAUCACAUACUCAUGGAUUAAUAGAAUCCAAAGGAGCAGAAUAAUACCUCAUAAAAGUAAUAUAGAACAAUGAUUUAUAAGAAAUUUAAAAUUUAUUAGAUGAAGCUGAAAAUAUCAAUAUUUACACAAUUAUUGAUCAUAAAAAAUAUACUCUGUUACAUUUAGCAGCAUAUAAUAAUAAUUUAGAUACUGUUAAGUAUAUAUAAAUAUUAUAUACUUAAAAGAUUGUUAAUUAAUCACGUUAAAAAACAACAUAAACAUAAAUGUACAACAAUUCUGACAGAAUGGGUUAAUUUAUAAACAGAAGAUGGAUUUGUAGCCUUUCAUUUUGCAGCUUAUAGAGGAAAUAUAGAAAUGAUUUAAGAAUUUGAAAAAUGUGGAGCUAAUCUAUAUAUUAGAAAUGCAUAAGGAAUGAAUGGAUUACAUUUAGCAGCUUAAGGUGAUCAACCAAAAUCAAUUGUUUAUUUUAAGAAAAUUGGGUUUGAUUUUGUAUAAAAAGAUUCUAAAGGAGGAACGGCUUUACAUUGGGCAUCUUAUUAUGGAUGUGAAUUAGCAGUUAGUUAUCUACUAUCAUUUACUGAUUAAUUAUUAGACAUUAAAGAUUUAGAAGGUUUAACUGCACUUCAUUUAGCAACUAUGAGUGGAAAUAGUAGAAUUGUUAAAAAACUUUUACUUUAGGGAGCUGAUAGAAAUAUUAAAAAUAAUGAAGGAUAAACUGCAGCUGAUAUUGCUUAAUCUAAUUAAUUUAAAGCUCUAUAUAAAAUGCUUACGGAAUCAUAAAACUUUUUAAUUACAUAUUUUAGUAUCAGCUAAGGAUUCUAAAAAGUAAAUAGAAGUAAAGAUAAAAUGUUUAAAUUUAUUGCUAUGUUAAUAUAUUGUCAAGGAAUUACUAUUUAUUACAAUUUUUAUGCAGAUCAAUCAAAUUAAUAUCUUAUUUAUUAUGGAGUAUUUCAACUAUUAAUCUGGUUUUUAUUUAUCGUUUUAUGGCUUAGUGAUCCUGGUAAGUAAGUAAAAAAAUAAGAAAAAAAUGAAUAAGAGCUACUGACAAAUUUAUAUGAUAUAUUACAAAAAGAAGAUGCAAAAGAUAUAUGUCCUGAAUGUAUUUGUGUUAAAGCUACUAGAUCUAAACAUUGUGAUGUUUGUUAAUCUUGUAUAUUAGUUUAUGAUCAUCAUUGCCCUUGGGUUGAUAAUUGUGUAAUUUAUUAUCCUAUUAUAAGAUAGGUUCAAACAAUCAUUUAUAAUUUUACAUAUUUAUAUUCCUCCUUUCUUUAGAUAUCACCUUUACUUUAGCAUACUAACUUUAUUUUAUCAUUCAAUAAAUUUAAAAUGACGGAGGGGUAAGCGAAUAAUUUAUUAUCCUUUUCAUUCUCUCCAUAUUUUCCAUCAUUAUUAUGCUAUUAUUUCUCUUUCCUUUAUGGCUUUUAUUGUAUAUUUAAUCAGUCAAUUUAUUAACAGGAUAAACAACUUAUGAAAAGUAAUCUUGUUAUUUAUUAUUCCUAGAUAUUCUUAAUCUAGAAAGAAAGCUAAUGAAAAGCCCAGCUGUUCUUGCAAUAAUUGUCUACAAAUGAUUUGUUAUAAUAAAAAAAAUAGCAAAAAUAAAAAGAAACAAAAUUAACAAUCUUUAUAGUUAUUUGACUCAAAUUAAAAAUGA